AUGCCAUCCUCGCCGCCGCCUCUACGCCGUCUCAAUAGCUCUUGUAUCUUUGAACGAAGUGUCGAAGAACCCUUUCCAUUCGAAGAUGUCCUACCUCAAGCUGCUCUGCCACAGAACAACGACUCUCAGCCUAUUCUACCACAAACCAAUCCACAGAUCACUAGCUCUCCAAGCAAUGCACAAAUCAACCCUCAACCCAUCCCAUUAAGUUUAUCACAGCCACCACCUUCCCAAAACGCCUCCCAUCGCCGUACUCGUGAAGACCUCGUGGCCCCUGCUCUUGAUGCUGGAUGUUCUCUUGUCACAGAUGACGCUACACAUCUGCAUGAUGUAGAUAUGGUCUAUCCGAAACGGCCGUCAAUCUUGGGUCUCAACAUGGCUCUAAGUGCCUCCAAUAUCCAUUCGCCAUCCCAAUCCACUUGCACCUCCCCUGAUUCAUCACCCAUACCUUUUGGAAGAAUCAAAUCAUACUCGUUCUCGAACCAUUCUCUAAGCCCCACUUUGUCUAGUGCAAACAUAGAUCCAAUGCUCUCCAGCCCAAACCCAAACAACAACAACUCUUCCAUACUCCCCAAUAACCCUGCGUUGCUAUCGGAUUCAGUUGUCUUGUCUACUCAGAGACCUUCGAACUUUUUGUCUACUUCCCCCCUAUCAUUACCAUCCACAUCUCCAAAGACUUUGAAAUUCUUAUCUUAUGCUGAUGUGUUAUCAGACGAGUUGGCCGACACCGUGCCAUCUCAUUUCCCCCCUACAAAUUAUCAUUACGAUAUGAAAAGACCUUCUUUACCUCAUUCUCUUUCUACAAGUUAUAUCAAAGUAGUCCCACAAUCGCAUACUACCCCAAGCACAAGCCCCACUUCUAAUGCCAUUCAAAUGAAUAGGUUCCCUCAUUACGAGAAUUUAAGGAAAAAUAAUAACAUCACAUCAAGAAGGGGCAAAUUCCAUAUCGGCUCUACAAGUAGUGCUGAGGAGGAUUCUACUGCAAGUGCUGUGGAUUCAAGUGCCAUCGACGAUUCUUCAGAUGAAGAUAUCGCUCCACUUCAUACUAAUCACAGAAGAGUAUUAACUUCACCUCCAUUGACUCUAUCCAACAAUCAUCCUUCUAAUUUAUCUCAUUUGAAAAGAAUUUUGAAAAACGUAGCAACUACAAAUACAAGCGCUAGUGAAAGCCCUACUACAGAUACAAGCAAAAAUAACAGUAUUACCACUCUGACAAACGACGAAGCACCAUGA
Molecule: messenger RNA, 1233 nt
Organism: Henningerozyma blattae CBS 6284
Lineage: Eukaryota; Fungi; Ascomycota; Saccharomycetes; Saccharomycetales; Saccharomycetaceae
Gene: VHS2
Product: Vhs2p
Exons: 1
Coding region: 1-1233 (410 amino acids)
Source: RefSeq, a predicted model, not a curated record